Molecule: messenger RNA, 1023 nt
Organism: Aspergillus terreus NIH2624
Lineage: Eukaryota; Fungi; Ascomycota; Eurotiomycetes; Eurotiales; Aspergillaceae
Exons: 2
Coding region: 1-1023 (340 amino acids)
Biological process (GO): protein phosphorylation
Molecular function (GO): protein kinase activity; ATP binding
Source: RefSeq, a predicted model, not a curated record
AUGCGACCGAUCUAUGAUAUCGGCCCAUUUCGAUCAAGCGUCAAGAACAAGGACACUCAGCUGAAUGUUUAUGUCUCCGACAAGCACUUCAAAAUCGAUGUCUUCGAAGACGAGCUCAGAAGCUCCCCAGCCAUCCUGAAAGAGUAUCUCAGACAAGUCAGUCGCCAGGAACCAGAUUUCAUUCCCGAAGCAGACGAGGAUGGCUUCUACGAGGAUACUCUUGAUGAGAUGCACGAUUGGAUCCUUCGACCGUUUAUGCCAAUUUUCCGCAGCCUCCCUCCAUUGGACACGAGCCAGCGGUAUACGCUUCAGGACUGUCUGUUUGCAGAAGAACUGCACUACAGGGUCAAAGCGGAGGAGAACGAGCUGGUGCCAGUCUUUCUUGAGGAAUCCGACGGGAAAGAAAACCACCUGGUCGGUGCCCAGCUACCCCCGUCUAACAUCGACUACUCAAUGUUCCCUUUUUAUUCGCCGCGCGACAUCCACGUCGCAAUCGACGAAAAAGCAACUUCAUUGACGGCCGUACCUCGCCAGGUCUUUCUGCCAGGGCGAGCAGAACCUUGCUUCUUCAAAAUAGUGUAUGCUGGCGACGUGGGGAUAACGCUCCGAGAGCUUCGGACUUAUUCAAAAAUUCGUGCUAUCGAGGCUGGUAACCCCAUUCGCACACCCCAACUGCACGGGAUUGUCCAGGAUGAUAGGGGCAGUAUCAUGGGUCUACUCCUGUCCUACAUUGACAGUGGUGGAUCGGCUCUCAGCUGCAUUGAUGUAUCUGAUCCUCAAUACUCUGGACUCCCGCAGAAAUGGUUCGACCAGAUUUCUCGGACGCUUGAAGUUCUCCAUGCUCAUGGUAUCGUUUGGGGAGACGCAAAAGCCGAUAAUGUGCUCAUUGAUCUCAAUGAGAACGCGUAUCUGAUUGAUUUUGGGGGAGGUUAUACGGAAGGAUGGGUGGAUAAAGGGAAAUCUGACUCGAUUGAGGGUGAUCUCCAAGGACUGCAGCAUAUUAAGGAAUUCCUCUUCCCCUGA